CAUCCGCUGGGCAGGAUCCGCCGCGCCGGCUGCGGCCGGGCGGGCUAGGAGACCCGCGCAGGGGAGAAGGUGAGGGGACCCGGCGGGUAGCUCCGCACAGACCGGGAAAUGAACGCUUGGAAAUCUGUCUGCGAGCGGACCCAUGAUCGAAGGACCAAAAGAGCCGCGUGAUCGCUGGACCUGGCCCUGCGACCCUAGACAUGGGCCAGACCUCGGUCUCUACGCUGUCCCCGCAGCCCAGCAGCGUUGACGGACUGGAUAAAGCUUCUAUAGCAAACUCAGAUGGCCCAACACCAGGUUCCCAAACACCUCCCUUCAAGAGAAAGGGGAAACUCUCCACCAUUGGUAAAAUCUUUAAACCUUGGAAAUGGAGGAAAAAGAAGACCAGUGACAAAUUUAGAGAAACCUCAGCAGUAUUAGAAAGGAAGAUAUCCACAAGACAAAGUAGAGAGGAGCUGAUACGAAGGGGAGUUCUUAAGGAGUUGCCUGAUCAAGAUGGAGAUGUAACAGUUAACUUUGAAAAUUCAAACGGGCACAUGAUACCCAUCGGAGAGGAAUCUACCCGAGAGGAAAAUGUAGUAAAAUCUGAAGAAGGUAAUGGCUCUGUAGCUGAAAAAACACCACCUCUGGAGGAAAAGGCAGAAGAUAAGAAAGAGAACACUGAAAACCACUCUGAAACACCGGCAGCUCCCGCUCCGCCUCCUUCAACUCUUCCUAAGCCUAAACCCAAACCUAAGCCCAAAAAACCACCCGUGCUUCCAAAAGGGGCUGCGGCUGGGUCCAGCCCUAAGGGUGACGAAGCGCCUACUAUUAAAAAACAUACCAAGGCUCCUGGUAAGCAGGCCCCCAUCCCUCCACCCAAGCCAACAAGCCGAAACACGAGCCGAGAGGCCGCUGGUUCCUCUCAUUCAAAAAAAACAACUGGCUCCAAAACAUCAGCUUCGCCAUCUACUUCUUCCACCUCAUCUCGUCCCAAAGCUUCAAAGGAGACCGUUUCUAACAAAACAGGGACGGUGGGAAUCACAAAGGGCAAGAAAAAAACUGGCAAGCAGCCAACGUCUCAACCAUCCUCCGAUGCAACCACUUCUGGCACGUCCGAGCCUUCGGAGACCAGGGGGGAGAGUCUCCAAAUGGAGCAGACUGUCCCUGGGACCGAGGAGCUGACCACAGGCAAAUCCAAGUCGGCAGUCCCUCCACCGCCUGUGGCCCCUCCACCUCCUCCCCCGGCACCCUCUCUUGCUCUGGAGGAGCAGUGCAUUGUUGCUUCUGACACCCCUGUUGUCCUGGUCAGCAACGGAGACGACCUGCCCGUUCCUGCCUUAGACCCAAGUCAGCUUCUCUGGACUGAAGAGCCAACAAAAAGAACCACUGUCCACUCAGGCACUGGCUUAAGUGUUAACAGAGAAACUGCAAAAUGUUUCAGAACCAAAGACGAAGUGGGAAAGGCAGCCCCGCAGCUCCUGGCUCCUGGGCUGAUGGGAGACUCUUCCGAAUCCUUCAGUGCCUCGGAGGAUGAAGGCCAAAGGGAGUACCGGGCCAAUGACUCGGACUCCGAUGGGCCUAUCUUGUACACAGAUGACGACGACGAAGAGGAUGAGGACGAGGAUGGCAGUGGAGAAAGUGCUUUGGCAAGUAAAAUCCGACGAAGGGAUACUCUUGCUAUCAAACUUGGCAACAGACCAUCUAAGAAAGAAUUAGAGGACAAAAACAUCUUGCAGCGUACAUCUGAAGAAGAGAGGCAGGAAAUCCGACAACAAAUUGGAACCAAGCUAGUCAGGAGACUUAGCCAGAGGCCCACAACAGAAGAAUUAGAACAAAGAAAUAUCCUAAAACAAAAGAAUGAAGAAGAAGAACAAGAAGCAAAAAUGGAACUUAAACGCAGACUCAGCAGAAAGCUCAGCCUGAGACCCACAGUGGCAGAGCUACAAGCUCGAAGGAUCCUGCGGUUUAACGAAUAUGUGGAAGUCACCGAUUCUCCCGACUACGAUCGCAGGGCUGACAAGCCCUGGGCCAGGUUGACACCUGCAGACAAGGCAGCAAUAAGGAAAGAACUAAAUGAGUUUAAAAGCACAGAAAUGGAAGUUCAUGAAGAGAGUCGACAGUUUACAAGGUUUCAUCGUCCGUAAUGAAGUGUGAGACCCUGGAAACAUAGACUGACCAUCUUUGGGGGAAGCCUUGCUUCCCGAAUAGCUGAUAUUGCACUGGGAUUUGAAUGUGUGUGUUUCCGUUUAUCUUGUGGUGAAGGAAGCAUGUAGAAAGUGCUCCCCACUCGUGCAGCCUAGAGAGGGGCCAACAAGCAAAGGGACGGGUACAGUGACCUGCUGUCCAGCAUGCGUACUGAUGGUAAGGGACACCAUUGGUUACACCAUUUAUUCUUCAUCAGGGGUUUUAAUCAAAGAAGAUGAGCAGAAGACAAUCGCUGGCUCCCUUUUAUCAGAAAGCCAAAUGUUAGAGUGCGGGUUUAAAAAAAACAAAAAACGAGGAUUGGAAUGGCUGGGCCCUGGAAAGGGGUGGGGGUUGAAAUCAGAAAGAAAGAGAAAUAUUUCAUUAUGUUAAUGAAGAAAACAGAGAAUUGAAACAUAAAUGUAUUUUUGAAGUAGGCUUUUGAUAGUUGAGACCUUAUUAAGGGAUUUGGAGAUUUCAUCACUCAACAUGGAUUCCUUAAAGACCUGAUCCUAGAAGAAUAUUCUUGUUUCACCAUUAUGUGAUACAGUAUAGUACCAUUAUUUUAUGUUGUGCCAGUGAAUCCAAUUGCCAGAAAUAAGUCUAUGUUUUCAUGCAUCUUUUUCUUAAAUGCGAGAGGCUUUUCCUGACUCUUAUCCAGCAUGCUUACCCAAAUUUUAUUGCAUGCUUUAAGUAGCAUAGCUAUACACACUUUACAUUUCUUUUUAUACUCCUCACCUAAUGUACCAACCUUCCACAAGGAUAACAGGACUGGGAAUAGAGUCAGAUGUGAUGUGACCCAAUAAAUCUAGCAAGCUUUAGAAAUAAAUGUUUUGGUCUUUCCCUAGCUUGAUUAUCUCCAAGGUCAAAAUAACCAUCCUUGAUCUAAGGAAGAUGAUAUCGACAAUCACAUCUUUUUCUAAAAAAUCUGAAUCCAAAGUUAAAACUUAACCAAAAUGCAAGUGUUCUGCCAGCAGUUAGCUCUGAGCGAGAAUUCAAAGGACUGCUUAUUUUCAGUGCUGCAUAAAGUUGGAUCGCUGCUAUUAAAAAGAUAAAGCACAUGGAUUGAAAAAAAAAUACCCAAAGGCUUAAAAGAACACAGAAAUUUUCUGCUAAGUUGAGAGUGAGAAGAACCCCAUUUUGUAUUUUAACAGUCUGCAGAUUGCAUCCGUAAAUAUAGCAUUGACUUUCAGUACAAAAAAAAUCAGAGUUAAUUAAAGUCAUGGAAGGUUUCCCGAUGAGCCCACAGUCAGUAUUGUUUACAUUAAGAAGCUCUUCUUGUCAUCUUGCUGUUUUCCACAGAGUCACGGGCACAGCCCAGCUUCUGCUCCCAAGUCCAUAUGACCAUCUAUAAAUACAACAUUGCAUUUAAUUGUUCUUUCACAGUUGUUUUGUUCCCCUUUCAUUAAAUUACACAUGAGAUGUGUAAUAACAAGACAAGACCUAAAUAGACUUUAUUUUAUUCUCAAAGCUUGGACUAGAAUUUUCUGAAAUAAUUCUGGUUCAUAAUAUAGAAAACUGUAAUUUCCAGUUUCAAGCAAAAAGCAACCAUUUCGUCUGGUGGACAAACUUGGAUCCUGGCCUCUAUUGAUACUUUUAUACUUGAAAUUGGAUGAUGUUGCUUAAAAAUAAAAAAUAAAAAUUAGCCCCAAUUAGCCUAUUACAAAAAGCCAGGAACAUUUUUAACUAAGAAAGUUAACCAGCCUUGUUGCACCUUUUGCCUCACUCAGCUAUGUGCAUUAAUAAAAUAAACCUAGAUUUCUGCACUGUUAUCAUUUAAUUAAUAGGGUAAGACACAUUUUUGCUUUGAAAAAAUGUUGUACAUGCCCAUGUGUCUUUCUCUGGCUGAGGUUUUGUCCAUUUCAUAGUGUUUACAUCCAUCCAUAGACAUGAACUAUGUUCUAAAUUUUUGGCUGAAGUCAUCCUCUUCCUCAUUUUAUUAUCAUUUUUUUGUUUUGGGAAAAAUACUGAGGAAUGUAAUGUUAUUUUAAUUUUCUCUACGUAUGAUCUUCAAAUAUUGUUUUGAUUAAUCACAAGGCCUCACCUCCAUAAAAAUGGAAAAUGAGACAGCACCAUUUUAUCAAUCAGGAUACAUGCCCAAGAAAGUCUCUCUUUGGUUGAUAAAAGGAACGAUUUUUCUCAC
Rhinolophus ferrumequinum (greater horseshoe bat) is the source of this 4306-nucleotide messenger RNA. It is a transcript of the gene PHACTR2, whose product is annotated as phosphatase and actin regulator 2. The transcript is spliced from 13 exons. Gene Ontology annotation, biological process: actin cytoskeleton organization. The record is from RefSeq and is a predicted model, not a curated record. Gene Ontology annotation, molecular function: actin binding. The coding region runs from base 201 to 2126 and encodes 641 amino acids. NCBI's taxonomy places the organism in Eukaryota, Metazoa, Chordata, Mammalia, Chiroptera, Rhinolophidae.